This is a messenger RNA of Oxyura jamaicensis (ruddy duck), 2402 nucleotides long. RefSeq names its product small ArfGAP 1 (gene SMAP1). Bases 132 to 1547 code for a protein of 471 amino acids. The record is from RefSeq and is a predicted model, not a curated record. Gene Ontology annotation, molecular function: GTPase activator activity; metal ion binding. Gene Ontology annotation, biological process: regulation of clathrin-dependent endocytosis. The transcript has 11 exons. Lineage: Eukaryota; Metazoa; Chordata; Aves; Anseriformes; Anatidae.
AUCCCUCCGCCCGCCGCGAAGUAGCGCCGGUCGCGGAAGUCGGUGCUGGCGGCUGCCGGGGGCCGCGGCAGGGCAGCGGCGGCGCCUCCCCCCCUUCCCCCUGCCCGGCCCGGCCCGGCCCUGCUGCCGCCAUGGCCACCCGCUCCUGCCGGGAGAAGGCGCAGAAGCAGAACGAGCAGCACCAGGCCAUCCUGGCCAAGCUGCUGCGGGAGGAGGACAACAAGUACUGCGCGGACUGCGAGGCCAAGGGUCCAAGAUGGGCUUCCUGGAACACUGGUGUUUUUAUUUGCAUCAGAUGUGCUGGAAUACAUCGAAAUCUUGGGGUCCAUAUAUCAAGGGUCAAAUCUGUCAACCUGGACCAGUGGACACCAGAACAAAUACAGUGCAUGCAGGAAAUGGGAAAUACUAAAGCAAGACUACUCUAUGAAGCUAACCUCCCAGAGAACUUUAGAAGACCUCAAACAGAUCAAGCCGUGGAAUUUUUCAUCAGGGACAAGUAUGAAAAGAAGAAGUAUUAUGACAAAAAUGCAGUAAAUACCUUCAAUAUAUCCUCUUCUGAUACUGCUCAACCUUUGACAUCCUCUCCUCUGCAAGCUGCUGCUGAGAAGAGCAAAGCAGAGAAGGAAAAAGAAAAAAAGAAAGAAGAGAAAAAGAGAGAGAAAGAAUCAGAAAAAACAUCUAAACAAGUAGCAGUUGAAAAGCCACAGAAGAAGGAGGAUCAGCAAUUAGAAGCUAAAGCAAGUCCAAAAAAGUCAUCAGAACCCACUAUUGACCUUCUAGGACUUGAUGGUCCAGCUGAAGCAUCUGUUACAAAUGGAGGCACUGCCACUGCCGCAGCAUUGAAUGAUGACCUGGAUAUCUUCGGUCCGAUGAUCUCUAAUCCUUUACCAGCAGCUGCUCUACCUCCUGCUCAGAGCGCUUCCAGUAAACCAACAGCUGCCACCUUGUCUGCAGCAUCCGGGGAUCUCGAUCUGUUCACUGAGCAAACAACAAAAUCAGAAGAGUCGGCAAAGAAACAGCUCUCCAAAGACUCCAUCUUAUCGCUGUAUGGCACAGGAACCAUGCAGCAGCAGAAUGCUCCAGGUAUGUUCAUGGGCUCGUCCUCUAUGCCAUUUACCACACAACCGUCAACUCAUUUUCAAGGUUUUCCAGCCAUGGGAGUUCCUGUGCCUGCAGCAACUGGAAUGAUGGGAAGCAUGAUGGGACAAUCGGUGCCAGUCAUGGGACAGAGCACGGGUGUGAUGGUAGGAAUGGGAAUGCCCAAUGGAUUUACUGGUACUACACAAACUGGUGUGAUGGGACUUCCUCAGAACGUCGUUGGACCUCAAGGUGGAAUGGUGGGACAAAUGGUUACUCCACAAAACAAGUACGGAUUGCAACAAAAUCAACAAGCUCAAUGGAACCUCACUCAGAUGAAUCAGCAAAUGGCCGGGAUGAGUCUCAGUAGUUCCAGCAACGUGAUGGGCUUUGGCCAGCCCCCCAGCACAGUGGCAGGAUGGACUGGAAGCUCCUCUGGUCAGACUCUGAGCACACAACUGUGGAAAUGAAAGUUGCAAUAGAAGUUUCCUCCAGAACAGCCACCUAACAUUCCUUGUCAAAUGCAUUUACUUUUGCUGUUCUCUCCAUGUACAUAUUCUUUUUCUUUUUCCCAAGCUGUUCAGAUUAAGAAUAUAACUGACUGACCGUGUUGUGGUCUAUAUUGAUUUAAAUUUGAUGUAGUGAAAAGCAGAUCAAGAAUACAUUUAUAUAUCAUUGGCAGCGUUUUCAUACAAUGCAUACAAUUUCACAGACCAUGUAUUUAAGAAGCUGCUUAACCACAUACUGAUUUUUUUCCCUCAAAAUUCUAGAUCAAAUGUUUGCAUAUAAGGGAUGUAGCUAUCAUGUUAGUAAUAUCCAAAAAUAUAAACCCUGACCCCACCCCCAAAAAAAAUUACCCAGUAAUCCUGUAGAAGGUACUGUAUGAACAAAUGUUUAAUCAUAUAUAAAUAGAAUGUAAAUGUAUCACUGAGCAAUGUUUUCUAGUGUAUCAAAGAAAUUUUGUUUCAUCAUACAUUUCACUGUGAUGUUAUUAUGGUGUGCAUAACAGGGAAUGUGGUUAUUGAAAGAAAGAUAAACCUGGAUGUUACUGUAGUUCUACAAAUUAAUAGUUUAUUCUUUUAAAAAAUGAGCGUUUGAUCUAUUUGAGUUUCCUGUGAUGAAGUACCCAAUCUGGCUCACGAGGCAUGUACACAGUAUUAAUGCUGAGAACUAGUGGCACAACAUGUAUACAAGGUAACUCAAUGUGAACAGAUAUAUUUUUCCUCGCAGUGAUCCAGGUUUAUGACAGUGAUUGUGUUUACAUUUUAUGGUGCCUCGUAAUGAUAAAAUGUUAUUUCCCUAUAUUAAAAGGAUAAAUCCAUAAA